AUGAUAUUCAGAGCUGUAAUCCACUCCAAUCAAACCGUGGGCUCGUAUCGUCUCAUCAUUGAACCCGUUGAACUCCGUGUUGACCUCAGCCGACCUGUUGACCCCAACGUAGCUGCUGUGACUCCACUCAGGGUCACUGCAAAUCUGGAAAUAGUGCAGAUCAAUAUAGGAGAACAAGACAUUGUGACAAUCUUGGCGACGCUGAGCGAUAACCUGAUGGCGCCCCCUAGGGUUGUCGCAGAAGCAAUGAUUGAAGAAACCAUGGUUACCACCGAGGCAGAAGUUCAUGAAAGUCUUCCAGGUACCAGUGCCACUCCACCGGUCCCUACACCCACUCCUCCUCCCAAGGACACCAAGCCAAGGAAGACCAUGUUCAUUCAGUUUGUGAUGGAUGGAGCUGAGUUGGAGUUCUAUACCAAUGAACAAAGAUUGCAAAGGAGUGGAAAGGGCGUAUCUUCCCGUGACCCGAGGAACGGUCUGUCUCGCUUCAGACUCCAUCAGGUCAACGGAUCAGCGUCUGCCUACAGUACUGGAGCCAUGAACGUCACGGCCUCCGUACUAACAAUCACCCUUGAAGACAUUCGACCAAACAGCCCUCUUGCUAUCAGACAGUUACUCCUGAAGAGCAGUAGGAAGGUUCGUCUUCGUACCUCUGCUGCUCCAGGGAGCCCUCCAUCCCCCAAGGUGACCCCCAUGAUAGAGUUCACAUACACUCAGGAUGAAAACCAGCUACAAACCUUUGACUUCAUCAUAGAAGGUGUGAGAGUGAACAUCUUUGUGCACUAUCUACUGGCCAUCUAUAACUUCCUCAGUAGUGCGUUGACCCAGAGCAAGCUAGAGUCACCGCUCAGUCCCAGCGGUGGACAGACAUCCAGACAGACAUCUAGGACACUGUCGGUGCAAGGAGGUCCAGUCGGUCAGAGCGUGAGUCAGUCAGAGGGCUUGAACCUCAGGGCUGCGACCCCAGCUAAACCCACCUCUAGGUCACUACAGGUCAAAUGCCAGCUGCGGAGGCCAGAGGUGGUGCUGUUUGAUGACCCAACCAGUCAGAAUAGCCAAUGUCUUGUCCUUAGGAGUGUGGGUAAAUUUGCCUAUAAGAGCAGUGAAUCUGGACAGCAGGUAGUUGCCAACUUGGAUAAAGUACAGGUCUUUUCUUGCGUCUACUCCCAAGCAAUGAGGACAGCUUAUCAGGUGCUUGAACCUUGUGCGGUGACCUUUACCCGGGUCACGACCCCUGACCAGGGUGACCUGAUGACCGCUGACCUGACUGAUGUAUGUCUUCAUGUAUCACCGAGAGUCGUUUAUGUCGUCAGGGGGGUAUCCGAGGCCCUUACAUCCGUCACACAGAAACCUGCCAGUAGCCGACAGCUCCUUGAAGAUUAUGAGCAUGAGGAUCUAUGGGGUCCUAAACCAAUCUUCUCUCACAGCUUCCAUAAAAGGAAAGGGAGUAUGAAGAACAUGGUAGACUUUGCCCCACCUACUGAACCCACCACCACACCCAGGCAGAAGCUGACUGUCCAGCUGCCCAGGUUUGAGGCCUUCAUGGAGCUAGAGGAAUCUCUGGACCAUGUGGCCCUGCUGAGGCUGACCUGUGGUUUCCAUGCUUCUGUCAUUGACUGGUCCUUCAAUUUGAGAGCCGAGGCUGAGAUGCAUCUUGGUAUGACAUCCUUCAAUGAGAAGCUUUCAGUGUGGGAGCCCAUCAUCGAACCUGUCAUGGCAAAAGAGGGGGAUUACAGACCAUGGGAAGUCACUGCAAAGUUGACGCGGGCAGAGAGUCACCCGAUCAAGUGUUACAGCAUGUGUGAUCGGAGCCCUGAUGGUCCGAGGGACAGUGUCGAUGGUGGUAUCCAGCUGGUCCACACCCCUGGUUCCUACCCGGUGACUGAGACAGACUCUGACAGCGACACGACCAGUGAGACAGAGCUGGAGUGGGAUGGACAUUACAGCAGUAGCUUCCUCAGCAGCGACAUUGCAAGCCCUCAGGACGAAGACAGGAACCCACCGACGGAGAGCAAGUCUGAGAACGAAGAUGAUGAUGAAGACGAGGGAGGAUUCUUCAACAAGGUGGAGAAUAUCUUCAGGGACAUAUUCACGAGUGAUUCGGAGGAAGAGGAGGAGGCUGCUGGAGGAGGUAGAAGUGAAACGGAUGGCGGUAGGAGAAUGGAGUUGGCUCUAUCAGCAGGAGUGAAUACAGGGCAGUCAGAUAGUGGCAUAUCAUCAUCGGCAAGGAACUCAAACUCACUAGCUGGCUCGGAACCAAGAGAUGAAAUGGAUAGCGAUACAGAGGUCACCGAUGUGGAGACGAUGGCCAACUACAUCAUCGUGAACUCACAGGACAAACUCCAAGUGACGGUGACCCCUGUCUCACUGGGGAUCGUGAAGGACCUUGCUGAGGCUUUCAGUACAGUCCCAGAACCACAGCUACAGAUAAUGAGGAGUAUACCAGAAGCAUCCACUCAAAUAGUCAACACAACAGGCUUGAAUGCAAGACUACUAGUGCCUUCAUCUUUCAUUGAGAAUGCAGAGUCUGUGGGUAUCAGCCUUGUACCCAUCAAUGGGGGACUGGUGGCACCCAGCAGGGCCAACCACCAGCCCCUCACACCAGAGGAGACCCACGGGGUCGACGCCCCUGAUACAGCCUCGCCCGAUCCCGAGGAUCCCUUAGAAACAGAGGGGCUUGAUGACUUAGAGGAGGUGGUUCGGACUUCCAAGUACUGCAAGGAAAAGUCACAUGUCUCUUGCAUUUCAGCAGACGAGACAGACAGCGGUGCUCAGGAUGUCAAUCAAAAUGGAGUCACGCUAGAGGUCGAUGGAUUCCGAUCCCUGACUAAUCUGAUUCCUGCUAUUGCCGGCACUUCUCUUUAUCCUCUCUCUCCUUCUAACUCUCAGUCUGACAAGAUCUAUGGGAUUGUACGUGAGGUUGAGAUCAGCCAUGGUAAAGAGAGAAUCAAACUCAGAUCACCCCUUCAGGUAGCCAACCACUGCUUGGUAGCAGUGCAGCUGUUCUACAAGAAGCUUGAUCUGCAGACCCUCCAUGGGGCCAUCAUACCAGGGUUGGAUGAAGAAGAGUUCACCAGUCUUGGUAUCAUCCAGCCGGAGGAGGUGAUGGACAUACCGGUCAUCGUGGCCUACCAUGCGGGCAUCUAUGCAUGUCCAGUAGACCAGGGGUAUGGUGUGAGUGAGAAGCCCAUCCUGUGGAAGGAUCUACAGGAACCGGCCGAGAUGUCCUACCUCUGCCCACCGAGCAAGAGAGGAGCGCUUCCACCAUUCUACUUCAAGGUGAAGAGGAAAGACGAGAAGAUCCCUCGCCCAGAGGGGUUAGAAGAUGCCCCCUGUUACACCCUCAAUCUCUACCCACCGGUCACGUUACAUAACUACCUCCCCUAUGAUGUCGUCUACACCCUAGAAGAAACAGGUCUGAAGUUCUUGUUGAAAGGAGACAAGAUGGCGAUAUACUCCACAGAUCUGUCUGAACCACAAAGCAUGAAAAUUCAGGUCAAACAGUAUCUCUCUGCAAACUGGGAGGGGCAUCUCCCGGUCUCCAGGGAGAUGAAGACAACAGAAUCCAUCACCAUGGCAACCAAGCAGGUUCACUCUGACCAGCGCAAGUACCUGACGCUGUGGGCCCACAGCUCCAGCGAGGGAGGAUCAUGGGAUAUCUUCCUCUACUCGCCGUACUGGUUCGUCAACAAGUCAGAGCUACCAGUUGAAAUAAGGGCAUCUCGAUCAAGGAAGAUCUUCAGCACGCACUCCCUAAGUGAUCCAGUUCUCUUUACGUUCUCAAACUCAAAGAGGAAAAAGGCCAAGUUGAGAGUGUUUGAUUCCAUCUGGUCAUCUUCUUUCUCCUUGGACACAGUAGGGAGCUCAGGGGUCGUGAUCUGUAAGGACGAAGAUCACGACAGAACGUAUCAGUUUUGGCUGGACAUCCGUAUGUCUCACCUACCCUUCACCAAGCUAGUCACCCUCACACCCUACUUCCUCGUACAUAACAAGUCUGACCAGGAGCUGUCCUACGCGGAGGAUGGGGUCAAAGCUGGGGUGUGGGUCAAUAUUAAACCCUCAGAGGUGCUUCCAUUCUGGCCCGGCUCUGAGUCCAUGAAGCUCAUACUACGGAGGUCAACGACCCCUGAUAACCUGAGUUCACGACCUUUCCUGAUAGACAGACCCUGCACCACCGUUCUUAGAAUGGAGAGAGGGACUGGUAUCACAAUUCAAGUUGAAGGAGGUGUUCAAGAGCCUACUACUAUUACAUUCCUAGCAUAUACCUCAGGACAUUCACCAGUCCGGUUAGAUAACCUGUGUGAUGACCUCAACCUUAGAAUCAAUCAAAAGAACAAUGGAAGUCGUCACCUAGUGCGGCCUCACCGCAGUCUGCUGUACACAUGGGAUGACCCCACUGCAGAGAGGAUCCUGAUGUGGAACCUCUACAAUAGGAAUAAGAAGAGCUUUGAAUGCCUAGUUGAGCAGGAUGGUUGGGGUAAGGUGAUGGUGAGCUUAGAUAGUGUAAAUCGAAGCACACUGCCUGGUGAUGGACUCUAUGUAGAGGGAGAUGAUGCAAGUGUCUAUAGCACUGAUGAUGAGGGCGUAACAGAAUCCGAUGGCCUCUUAGAUCACCCUUUGAUGAACAAGAAACAGAGAACAACAAUCUACUGGGUGUCUUACAUGGAUGGGCUUCAGAGGGUCCUGGUCUAUACACAGAGCUCUAGGAUAGCUAGAGCAGCAGCUCAGUCCAACGUCUCCGAGCCGGCCACCCUGGAGUUCCUAGCCUCUCUCCAAGGCAUCGGCGUAUCGUUGGUCAACACUGCCUAUGAGGAGGUGGCCUAUCUGAGUCUGUUCAGCUCCCCAGCCCGCUGGGAGGUGGAGUCUAAGGCUAACAGGUGGAAGGCACUAGGGAUGGAGCUCACAGGGGUUCUAGAGAACGCCUGGAAACACGGACAGGAGGUCAUUGUUGAUGACAAUGGAACGAUACAGGCUGAUCUGAGAGCACAAACCAUAGCCAAGCCAGUACAGGGAGCUCUAAAGAGGAUCCAUAACCCAGGGUUGUGGAUCCACUUCAGGAAGUCAGACCACCAUCAGGGACUGCAUCUCAAGAUACAGAAGAUACAGAUUGACAACCAACUGUUUGAUGCCUACUUCCCCAAUGUACUGCAUGUCAAUGCCUUGCCUAAGGAUGUUCUGAAGAAGACUGGUCCCCGACCAUUUGUUGAGGUGUCAAUUCUCAGAAGACAGAUGCCAGAGUAUGGUGCAGACACUAUCAAGUACUUCAAGGUGCUGGUGCAGGAGGCUAGCUUAAAGGUAGACAAUGGUUUCAUCCUGUCUGUACUAGAUGUCUUCUCACACCUGCAGGAGGAACAGGAUGAGGUGCUGUCGUUGCGUGCGGAUCUGAACUACAUACAGAGUUCACUCAAGGAGACGUCUAACACCAUAUCAAGCAGUACAGCUAACCCAAUCUUCUUUGAGUUCUUCCAUCUGUCUCCACUCAAGUUCAUUGUGAGUCUAUCACUCAGCGGUGAGCCACACAUAACCAGUGAUAAGCCUGGAUCCUUCCAACGUGAUCUAGGGCGUGUCCUUCUAGAGAGCAUCGGCUCAACUCUCACAGAGGUCACGGAGGUAGAGCUCAAACUGGGUUACUUUGAGAGAAGGAAUGCCCUGUUGACGACGGCCCAACUAACAUCUGAGGUUCAGGCUCACUACAUCUCACAGGGGAUCAAGCAAGCCUAUGUGUUCAUUCUAGGAUUGGAUGUGCUAGGGAAUCCCUAUGGGUUGUACAGAGAUGUGAAGGAGGGCAUCAGUGAUCUCUUCUAUGAACCUUAUCUGGGUCUAAUCCAAGGACCAGGGGAGUUUGCGGAGGGUCUGGCCAAGGGUGUGCAAAGUCUACUUGGACAUACAAUAGGUGGAGUAGCAGAUGCAUUUGGAGGUGUAUCCGGCACCCUGGGCAAGGCCCUCUCUGUUCUCUCUUUCGAUGAGGACUACCAGAAGGUCAGUCUCAAAGACACUUGUCGUAUUACAGAUAUAGUUAUAAUGCAUCCUUAUAUUAAUUCAUUACUGGUUUUGUGAUGCAAAGCGGGCCUCAUAUAGAUUAUAAAUACACAUGGGCC
This is a messenger RNA of Strongylocentrotus purpuratus (purple sea urchin), 6098 nucleotides long. RefSeq names its product vacuolar protein sorting-associated protein 13C. NCBI's taxonomy places the organism in Eukaryota, Metazoa, Echinodermata, Echinoidea, Camarodonta, Strongylocentrotidae. Gene Ontology annotation, cellular component: extrinsic component of membrane. The record is from RefSeq and is a predicted model, not a curated record. Bases 1 to 6057 code for a protein of 2018 amino acids. The transcript is spliced from 43 exons. Gene Ontology annotation, biological process: protein retention in Golgi apparatus; protein targeting to vacuole.